UUGCCUCAUUUGCCCUAAGCCGAUGAAAACAAACAUCAGCAAUGGCGACGGCGACGACAAUUGCGGGAUCCCGGGGGAGGCCGCGGUCGUGAGGCACCGCCACGGCCCCCUCAGUUUUCAGCGAAGAAAUCAGGUUAGAGGGCCGAUCAGCCCGGUGCCCUUUCUUUGGGCGCAAGCAUCUCUCAGAGAGCUCUUCUUGGAAAGAGCGCCACUCGGACGAAUCUACUCGUGGCCGAGCUGGAGGCAUUUCCACUCUGUCUGAGCCAAGCCUGGAAAGAGAGGCUCUUGCUGUUGCUGCCCCAGGGUCAAAUUCUGAUUUUAGCUCGGGUUUAAAGGACUCCGCCGUACUCUCCACCAACCCUCAAGAGCCAAGCUGAGAAUUUAGACUCCCACUCCGCUCGCGCCUUUCCCCUGGCUGCAUCCACGCGGAAAUUAGGCAAGGUAGCCACUGGGCCAGCCGACCGGAACUGUAGGUUCCUUAGUGCUUUUCCUUCCCAGUUGGACUGAGAAGAUCCCAAUCCAAAAGAUAUUGAUUUCUGUGCUACCUGAAACUGAGAAGAUCCUCAGCAGGAGGAAAGGAGGCAUCUUCCAUCCUGUAUCAAGACGAGAGGUCGGGAUUAAGGGAAGCCAAAUGAAUAUGGCCAAGCAAAGAGGCUAGGAUAAGCCUCUGGGUUAAUCCCGGGAUGAAACCUCGAAUUGUCACCUCAGCCUCUCCUGUACAGACUUCCAUGUGCAAUGGAUACUGACCUCAGCUCCCAGGACAGGAAGGACUUGGACAAGUUCAUAAAAUUUUUUGCUUUGAAGACUGUACAGGUGAUUGUGCAGGCCCGACUUGGAGAAAAAAUCUGCACUCGCUCAUCCUCCUCACCAACAGGCUCUGACUGGUUCAACUUGGCAAUCAAAGACAUACCAGAAGUUACUCAUGAAGCAAAAAAAGCUUUGGCAGGACAGCUGCCUGCUGUUGGACGGUCAAUGUGUGUGGAAAUCUCCCUUAAAACCUCUGAGGGAGAUUCCAUGGAACUGGAAAUCUGGUGUUUAGAAAUGAAUGAAAAAUGUGAUAAAGAAACCAAAGUUUCCUACACUGUGUAUAAUAGGCUGUCUCUACUGCUGAAAUCUUUGCUUGCUAUAACAAGGGUGACACCAGCCUACAGGCUCUCAAGGAAACAAGGUCAUGAGUAUGUCAUAUUGUACAGGGUAUACUUUGGAGAAGUGCAGCUGAAUGGCUUGGGAGAAGGAUUUCAGACAGUCCGAGUUGGGACAGUUGGUACUCCACUAGGCACAAUCACUUUGUCAUGUGCCUACAGAAUCAACCUAGCAUUCAUGUCUACCAGGCAGUUUGAGAGGACCCCACCUAUCAUGGGGAUUAUCAUUGAUCACUUUGUGGACCGUCCCUAUCCCAGCUCCUCACCCAUGCAUCCCUGCAAUUACAGAACAGCAGGUGAAGAAAAUGCAGUGACAUAUCCAUCAGUGGAAGAUUCUCAAGAAGUAUGCACAACCUCUUUCUCUACUUCUCCACCAUCCCAGUGUGUAUUUACUGUCACUAAAGCACAUUUUCAGACCCCUCCUCCUGUGGUGAUGGAUACCUUGAAGGGCCCUGUGAUGGGGCUGGCCUUUUCACAUCAACUCUCCAGCUCUCGUCUUUCUUAUCAGCCUGCAGCCUUGGGAGUUGGAUCAGCUGACUUGGGCUACCCAGUAGUCUUUGCUGGCGGCUUGAGUGCUACACAUCCUCAUCAGUUGGUGGUUCCAGGAAAGGAGGGAGGAGUACCCUUGAUUCCUAGCCAACCAAUGCAUGGCACCCAGGCUGACCAUGAGAAAAUAAUAACAUGCACCCCCCUGGAUGGAGGCCACUACUCUGCAGUUACUCCAUCUAGUAGUGAGGACCCAGAAACAGUAUCUAACAGCAGUGAAGGAAAGAGCGGAUCUCCACGUGAUGCCUUGGAGACCUUCUUUGUUCGGAAGGUGGGAGCCUUUGUCAAUAAGCCCAUCAGUCAGGUGACAAUGGCCAGUUUGGACAUUCCUUUUGCAAUGUUUGCUCCCAAGAGCUUUGACCUAGAAGAUAACGAUCCCAUGGUAAAUCCUCCUGAUACUCCAGACACAGAGUCUCCCCUCCAAGGCAGCCUACGCUCAGUUGGUUCCAGUGGCAGCAGCAGUGGGAAUAUCCAUGAUGAUUUUGUUAUGAUAGAUUUUAAGCCAGCAUUUUCUAAAGAUGACAUCAUCCCAAUGGACCUAGGGACUUUCUAUCGUGAAUUUCAGAAUCCUCCUCAACUCAGCAGCCUCUCCAUUGACAUUGGAGCUCAAUCCAUGGCAGAAGACCUGGACUCACUGCCAGAGAAAUUGGCUGUCCAUGAGAGAAAUGUCAAAGAAUUUGAUGCCUUUGUAGAAACCUUACAGUGAAAUUGAACCAAGCUAGAGCAGCAUCAGACUUCUUCUUGGGCACUGUGGAAAAGCAAGCCUAUACAUUUUGCAUCUGCCUCUCUUCCUUCAGUGUCCUGUUACGUUGCACCAACCACUUCAUUUGCUUGCUGUGCUCUGUCUGAUGCAGAAAGUAAUGUGCAUUAUUUUGAACUGAUCUUGUGAUGAGUUAAUUCAUUUUCCUUCCUGUUAAAAUUGGCAUCUACAGCAGUACAGUAAGGAACAAAAUCGUCAACGCUUUUGCUUUCUUUUAUCUCGUCUGUGAUGAUUGUCUAUUGCUUCUGCCUCCAUCAACUGUUGUCCCUUUUCACUUGAUUGAGUAGUACCAUCAAUUGAAAGGAACAAAACAAACAGAACAAUCUAUGCUACAUUGAGUCUAAACACUAGUGCUGCAGAAUUACCCUAUUUUCAGUUAGUGCGUUUCAUAUACUACAAGGGAUAAUAUUCACUUUUAAUGCUCUAAAUAAUGGAAACAAAGUAUUGCACAUUUGCAUGCGCAAUUAAGAAAUGAAGAGCACAGUUCUUUCCCUGCUGCACAGCUGGGAAGUAAUCCAUAAGCAGAAAAAAGUGCUUUUCAUAUAUUUUUCCACCAAUAGAGUCAAAAACAAUGCCUGUCUAAGUCUUGUUGCUUUUGAAGAAGGUUCAGAGUUCAUGGGGUCUUCUUACAGUUGGUAAUUAUAAAUGUGUUAGUAAUCCUAAUUCUUUAGGAUUACUUAAUUAGGAAUCUUUAGUCCAAAGUUUUUCCAGAUGCUGCUGCUCUAUGGUAAGAGAAAUAAGACAUAUUUAUUAUUCUAAAGGAAAACUAUAUUUAAAGAAAAAUUGUAUGUGAUGUUUUCACUUUGUUAUGUAGCCAUAGGCUGCUGUGUUCUUUGUCACUGCAAAAGUGCUGUACUAAACAACUCUGCAAAGAGUGAGGGCAUCUUCCUUCCCCUUGCUCUUUGCAGGGUGAAUCAGAAUACCUUUUUCCCCCCAAAACAGACGUGUUAUGCUGGGAAAUGUAUCUUUCCCAGAAACUGACUUGAUCUUCAUUCUGCCCUCUUAGGGUCUAGAAAUGUCAUGAUUAAGAUGCUUGCUCUGGUGUAGUGAAUUUGCAGAGUUCUAAAAAGCUGAGCUUUGUAAAAUAAACUUACUGUAAUCUGCGGUGAGUUAGAAAGUAACUUGGUAUAAAAGCACAUUUUAUGAGAUUUAUGGUACUUGUUCUAUCCCGCAACAUUUUGUUAGAAGUUUUUUUCUAAUGAAUUAGGCAUUAAGUAAUGAAAUUGGCUGGCAUUUCUAUAUGUUCUGUUUGCUCCAUGUUCCACAGCAAGUAUGGGGAAGGGAAAAGACAAGACACUAACCUUGAGUUCAGGGAUAAGCUAGGCUCUGGGCACAACUUCUUCUUUCCACUGUCAAAAAACAGGCUAAGGAUUCACCUCUAUGUAUAUUUUCUUGGGAGCAAGUUUUUCUUAAAUUUGGGAAGAUAUUUUUGAGUAAACCUGUUUAGGAUUGGACUGUCAUAUAUUGAAGAAAGAUCAUAUCCCCUCACUCCUUUUGUCUUUGAUCUUAGAUGCUUUUUGUAUGAUUGUUGGCUUUAGAUAUGAAGGAUAUUUACAGUUUAAAAUAAUGGGAUGUUGACUUCCUGAAGUACAGUGCUCCGCUCUUUUAGGUUUAGCUUAUUUGGGGCCUGAGGCAGGGUGGUUGAGGGGGGGGGAGUAGUAGGGCAGUAUACAUCUUCUGGAGCUUUCUAUUCCCUGCUGCUUUGCAGAAAUGAGCAGAAAAUUAAAUCUUUUGUCUUCUAGCAUGUAGUUUAUAUUAAUAGCUCAAACUGUAAGAAGCUUAUUUAAGUCGACUAAAAAAAAUAAUCUUUUAAAUAUAUUUUCAAAGCACCAGUGAUGAUACUGUUAUCCGCUAUUGGUCCAUUGAAGAACACACAUCUAGAUUCAUACCUAAAUUGCUCCUAAGUGGGGGGGGGGUUGUUUUUGGGCUAAGAAUGAUAGUAACAUCAAAACUACUUCAAAAUAAAUUGGCAGAAAGAAGUUCCAACCCAUAGCCAUAUCUGCAUAAAGUAGGGCUUGAUUCCCAGAGUAUUUACCAAGCCCUUUAGCUUUAUAAUCAAAAUAUAAUAUGAAUACAGGGGAGGGGGAAAUUCCUUAUUAUUACCCAUGAAAUGUCAGGUGACUUGUACUGAUGUAGAGCUAUUCUUCUUUGCCUAAGCAGGAUGGGUUUUCCACCAUUGAUUACAGGAGAGCCUAUUCCUGUAAAUGAAGAUAUCUGAUAAGGAAAUUGCAUUUCUACUGUUCCUAUUGUGGGGUCAAGUAAAAGUCGCUUCUCUUUCAAAACUGAGUUGCUUUAUGCACUUUUACCUUGACAUUUGUGCCACAGCACUUAUUUUGUUCCCCUUCAAUUUCACAAUAAGCAUUUUGUGACAGUUAAGGGAAUUUAGUCAAAUAACUAUUUAUUCUCAUAGUCUAAAAUUAUACAGAUAAUAAAAUAAAAAUAUAACUUCUGUAUCUCUGAAUAGAAUUAAGAGUUACUCAUGUUGAUAUUCAUUUGCUAUGUAUAGGAAUAAUGCUGGGUUUUUCUUACACCGAAGUACAUUCAGGAUUGUAUCCAAUGGUGUGAUUCUGAUGUUCUACCAACAGAAUACCCCUUUGAGAACUUCACAGAUUGGGGGUACUUGGGAGGGGGGAGGAAACAGCAAGACAUUUGCUUACAUAUUGUAAGGCUCUGUUGUCUGAGUCCUGUUUUUUUGUUUAUUCUUUGAACAAAUUCUCAUUGAUUCUGCCUAAUAAAUGCAUCAAUUUACUAGCCCAAACA
Molecule: messenger RNA, 5208 nt
Organism: Python bivittatus (Burmese python)
Lineage: Eukaryota; Metazoa; Chordata; Lepidosauria; Squamata; Pythonidae
Gene: ATG13
Product: autophagy related 13
Biological process (GO): autophagosome assembly; mitophagy; protein localization to phagophore assembly site
Cellular component (GO): phagophore assembly site; cytosol; Atg1/ULK1 kinase complex
Source: RefSeq, a predicted model, not a curated record